Messenger RNA from Closterium sp. NIES-65, 1932 nucleotides. Lineage: Eukaryota; Viridiplantae; Streptophyta; Zygnematophyceae; Desmidiales; Closteriaceae. The record is from the annotation of a GenBank genome assembly.
AUGGUGGAGCACAUUCGGUCCAUGAUCCGCUUUCGCGGCGGGCCGAUCAGCGUGGCCGACUACAUGGAGCAGGUGCUGACAAGCAGCAGUGCGGGCGGGUAUUACAUGCACAGGGACGUGUUCGGCCGGGAGGGCGACUUCAUCACGUCGCCUGAAAUCAGCCAGAUGUUCGGCGAGAUGGUGGCGGUGUGGGCCAUGAUGGCAUGGCAGCAGCUGGGAGCGCCCCCGCGAGUGCGACUGGUGGAGCUGGGGCCGGGCAGAGGCACCCUCAUGGCCGACCUGCUGCGUUCGUCCGCCAAGUUCACGCCGUUCAGCGGGGCGGUGGAGGUACAUCUGGUGGAGGUGAGCCCGGCUCUCAGGCGCCUGCAGUGGGCCGCCCUCAAAUGCUGCCCUGCAGACGCAAAAGAGGGGAGGGCGGAUGAUGGGGGGGCGCAGAGGGGGAGGGUAGAUGGUGGGGGAGCGGAGGAGAGGAAGGCAAGCAGUAGCGGAGGGGCAUCAGCAGGUGAAGCAGCAGUUGCAGCAGUAGGCGAGCUUGCGCCCCAAGGCUCACCAUCUGGAGCGGCACCAUCGCUACCACAAUCACCCUCCUCCUCAUCAUCGUCCUCCUCCUCCUCCUCCUCCUCCUCCUCCUCCUCCUCCUCCUCCUCCUCCUCCUCCUCCUCCUCCUCCUCCUCCUCCUCCUCCUCCUCCUCCUCCUCCUCAUCACCAUCGUCAUUACCAUCAUCACCAUCACCACGAUCACCACCAUCACCAUCACCAUCAACAGAAUCAGCGGCAGCAGAGGAGGCAUUCCCAGGGAAGGGAGUGUCGGGGCUGAGUGGCGCCGCAGUCACGUGGCACUCUGCUCUGGAGGACGUACCUGAGGGAGUGCCCACCAUCCUCAUCGCACAUGAGUUCUUUGACGCCCUGCCCGUGCACCAGUUCCAAAAAACGGAGAGAGGGUGGUGUGAGAAACUGGUUGAUGUGGCAGAACCGGACAAAGAAGGCCAUCCAUCUGAAGCCCAUUCCAACCUGAGCCAUUCACAAAAGGACACCAGUGGCCAUCCAUCUGCCGACUACCCUUUCCGUUUCAUCCUUUCCCCGGGGCCGACUGCGGCAAGCACUCUUUGUCUUCUUCCUCGCAUGCAUUGGGCCCCACUGGAGGAGCGGGCGGCAGCCGCCCACGUGGAAGUUUGUCCUAUAGCAGUGAAGAUUGCGCUGCAGAUCACGGAGAGGGUGGCGAGAGACGGUGGGGCGGCGCUGAUAGUGGAUUACGGGGAGGACAGAUUGAUAUCGGACAGCCUUCAGGCCAUACGCAAGCAUGAGUUUGUGAACGUGCUGGAUGCGCCCGGCACAGCUGAUCUGAGUGCCUAUGUGGACUUUGCCGCCCUCCGCCAAGCCGUCACUGACUCCAAGUUGCCCUCUCCAAAUUAUGUCCCCAUCACUCAGUCACAUGUGUUAAGCCUGUUUGAGGAAUCCGUUCAUGUUUUCUUUCAAAAGAGAAAUUUUGAAUCUUCUCCUCUCUCCCCUUUCGUGUCAUCUCUCUCCUUCGCAUUCCUCACAGUGCCAGCUCGAGCCUACGGCCCCAUCACCCAAUCACAACUACUGGGCCGGCUGGGCAUCAACUUUCGAGUGGAGGCACUGCUGCGAGUGGCAUCAGACAAGCAGGCGGAGGCUCUCAGGGACGGGUACUGGCGCCUCGUGGGGGACGGGGAACCCCCGUGGCUCGAUGAGGACGAUGAGAGCGAGGGCGUGGGGGGGGGGAGAGUGGAGAGGGAGGGGGAGAUGGGAGUGCGUGCGGCUGAUGAUGGGGCUUGUGAGGGUGAGAGUGAUUCUUCUGGGGAAGAUGGUGGUGGUAGCAGUGGCAAGAGGUCGUUUGUGGGCAUGGGAUCGAGGUACAAGGCUCUUGUGAUUGCGAGUGAGAAGCUAGGCGUGCCGGUUGGAUUCGAAUGA